Messenger RNA from Wallemia mellicola CBS 633.66, 1545 nucleotides. Its product is annotated as autophagy protein 16. The record is from RefSeq and is a predicted model, not a curated record. The coding region runs from base 18 to 707 and encodes 229 amino acids. NCBI's taxonomy places the organism in Eukaryota, Fungi, Basidiomycota, Wallemiomycetes, Wallemiales, Wallemiaceae. The transcript is spliced from 3 exons.
GUACUUCGUUAACAGCGAUGAUCGAAUCUUGGACAGAGGAAUUACGAAGAAAUUUAUUAGAAAGGGAUAGUAAACAACGUAUUAAUGAAUCAUACGCAGAUAAUUAUAAGAGACUAUUACAGCAAUAUCAUAUUAUAAAGGAGCAGAAUGACACUCUCAUUAAGGCUUCAGAGGAACCUUCUACAGAUACCAACCUUAGUUCUACCAAUGGAAAUAAACUACAAGCUGCGCUAGUACACUCACUACAACAACAACUACACUCUACAAGAGACGAACUCACGAAUCUCUACAAAGGUCAGAAUCAAUCCUCACAGCGGCUCCUAGAAAUGAACGAAACAUUACGAGAAAGAGACGAUAAUCUACGGGCUAUUGAAGCUGAAAAUCUCAGUUUAAAAGCUUCGGUCUCUAGAUUAUCGAAAGCCAGAGAGGAUGACGUUGAAGGUAAACGCGAGCGUGAAAGGGGUAUGGAAGCCCUCCAAGAUGAAAUAACAACUCUCCGAUUAGAACUAGAACAGAUAGAAAUACGUAAUCAAAAUCUCAAGAAUGAUAAUGCCGCACUAAUCCAACGUUGGUUGGAUAGAAUGAAUCAAGAAGCUGAUAAAAUGAACGAUGCUAAUGAAACGAUCCCAAUAUCAAACAAUGCGGGUGCAACGACUGAUUUGGAUACCGAUAAUACAGAUGAUGAUUUCACAGAUUUAGAUAAAUAAUUAGUUUAUAUCACGUAUUCGGCUACAACUUGUGCUGUUAUUAAGACAAAGACUGAUAAUGCGAGAUCAUCUAAGAAAUGACUGGCUAUUUUAAGCCAUCUGAAUAUGUUCACUAUAUACUCUGGUACUAAGGGUGAAUCUAAAAGUGCGGUCAUCCAUCCAGGAAGUUUUGGUAGACGGUUAGAUGGUGGUGAUAAAUGACUUGUGAGAACAUAAAAGAAGAUUUGAAGUGGUAAGAGUGUUGACCAUAAUGGAAAGAAUUCUAUACCUGCUGCUGAUCCUUCCUGGAGCCUCUUCUCGGGAUCUGCACUGGCCAGAACUGAGAAUGAUUCGUGCCAGGGGAGGAGAGAAGAGUGCAUGACAGCAAAUACAGUUAAACUAAUAACUGAGAUAACUCUAAAGACCCUUAUAAUUGCUAACAAACGAGCGUUUUUGUUGCUAUCCUCCACCCUGGAAGGUGUAGUUGGCUGUUGAGCGAGUAAUUCUUCGAGUGAUGGUACGGUUGGGAUAUCAUCGCUUCUUUUUUGUAAUAGAGUUUGAAAUGCAGCUUCAUUUGCUACCUCAUCAUUUUCCUGAUUAGCGAUUUGUUCAACUUUGGCCAAAUCGACAUCGUCUGGAUCGUCGCUGGCGACUACUUUUGGUGGCGUGUUCGUCUCUGUACUCUUCGUAGCUUUCUGUGGUACUUGAUAAUUACUUUGUCAGCUCUAAGGAAUAUAUGAGAUAACUAUCUACCUACAAUCGCUAACAACUCUAUCAUUGGAUCCACCUGUCAGUCUAGCCAAUCUGUCUGAACUCUUCGCUAGCAAUCUCUCCUGUCUUUUCUGCGCUCUUAGCUGAG